This is a messenger RNA of Theobroma cacao (cacao), 1270 nucleotides long. Its product is annotated as adenylate kinase 4. The record is from RefSeq and is a predicted model, not a curated record. NCBI's taxonomy places the organism in Eukaryota, Viridiplantae, Streptophyta, Magnoliopsida, Malvales, Malvaceae. Gene Ontology annotation, biological process: nucleobase-containing compound metabolic process. Gene Ontology annotation, molecular function: ATP binding; AMP kinase activity.
AGGACGACAGCGGCAAUUCCAAGCACCAUAUGAGGGCAAAACCGAACAAAACAAAAAAAAGAAACAACAGUGGGAGCUUGGAGGCGGAAACAGGAGAAUGAUCCAACGCCCAACAAGGCAGCAACAUUCAGCGCCACCAACAAUACCAACCAACCCCAAGUGAAGUCCCCAACCCACCAAAAGAAAAAGUCCAACUACUCUUUAACAUAAGUCUCUUACCAAAAUUGAAGAUACAUAUACGACACCUUCCCACGAAAGAAAUGGCGAGUUCUGCAGUGGCUUUGGAAGAUGUACCUUCCGUUGAUAUUAUGACUGAACUGCUUCGUCGCUUCAAGUGCUCCUCCAAGCCUGACAAACGCCUCAUUCUUAUUGGUCCCCCUGGAUCCGGAAAGGGUACACAAUCACCCAUAAUUAAGGAUGACUACUGCUUGUGCCAUUUAGCCACAGGUGAUAUGCUCAGAGCUGCAGUUGCUGCUAAAACACCGCUUGGAAUUAAGGCCAAAGAAUCUAUGGAUAAAGGGGAACUUGUUUCUGAUGAUUUGGUGGUUGGAAUAAUUGAUGAAGCCAUGAAAAAACCCUCAUGCCAAAGAGGUUUUAUUUUAGAUGGUUUUCCCAGGACUGUGGUCCAGGCACAGAAGCUUGAUGAGAUGCUUCAAAAGCAGGGAACUAAGAUUGACAAGGUGUUGAACUUUGCUAUUGAUGAUUCCAUAUUGGAGGAGAGGAUCACUGGUCGAUGGAUACAUCCUUCCAGUGGUCGAACCUACCAUACUAAAUUUGCACCUCCCAAAGUUCCUGGUGUUGAUGAUGUCACUGGAGAGCCUUUGAUUCAAAGAAAGGAUGAUACCCCAGCAGUGCUCAAGUCAAGGCUGGAGGGUUUUCAUAGGCAGACUGAACCGGUUAUUGAUUAUUAUGGUAACAAAGGUAUUCUUGCCAAUCUUCAUGCAGAGAGACCCCCAAAUGAGGUCACCUCUGAGGUUCUGAAGGUUCUCUCUUCUUAGGACUUGAUCCUUCAUCUUUCACAUUCUCCAUUUCUUCUAAAUUGUUCAAAUUAAUCCGAUACAUUGUCGGAUCGGCAAAUUAGCAGUUUUUGUUUUAAGACUUGAGCAUCUGCUGGUUUUGUGAGCCCAAGAGGUGUUUUUGCUACAAAAUAAUAGUUUACUGCAGAUUUUGUGGUAAUACUCUGAUGUGAUAAUUUUCUGAUAUAUAGGCACUGGCGUCAUUUCUUCUUUCAAAGUGAUUACUGUUCUGAAAUUUGUUCCCCAUUUUGGUU